Molecule: messenger RNA, 1324 nt
Organism: Paramacrobiotus metropolitanus
Lineage: Eukaryota; Metazoa; Tardigrada; Eutardigrada; Parachela; Macrobiotidae
Product: SCAN domain-containing protein 3-like
Exons: 3
Coding region: 53-1069 (338 amino acids)
Biological process (GO): DNA integration
Molecular function (GO): nucleic acid binding
Source: RefSeq, a predicted model, not a curated record
UAUUAAAUCCGUUUGUGCUGGUUGUCAAAUCACGAGAGCAACAAAGCAGCUUAUGCCUUAUGUGCCAAAAAUCAUAAGGACCUUCGAAUUGAUGGAGCGAAUUCAAAUCGAUCUCGUUGAUAUGGCACCCGAUACGGAAAUGCAAAUGCGAACAAAUCUCGGCCAGUUUCGCUACGUUCUUUCCAUAACAGAAUGUUUCAGCCGAUUUUGUUUUUUGUUUCCUAUUAGAAACAAGACAGCCGAAGAAAUUCAUGCACAGUUGGUAACCUUUUUUGUGGAUGAAGGUUGUCCAAAAAUUCUACAGAGUGACAACGGAAAAGAGUUCGUUAAUAAGCUGGUAAAAGACCUUUUGGAAAAUGCAAGCGUUGGGUUUGUGCAUGGUAGGCCAUACCAUCCACAGUCACAGGGACAAGUGGAACGUCUAAAUCAAAAGCUGAAGCGAGCUCUUGCAUUUAUGAUGGCUAAUUUAGACCCUGUAACGCAAGGUUUAUUAUGGCCGUAUUUUUUGCCAUCCGUCCAGCACUUAUUGAAUACAACACUACAUAAUUCCACAAAUAUGACGCCGUUUGAAGUCUACAAAGGGUACGCUUCUGCGCUAAGCCUUGAAAGAAUAGAAUUGGAUCCGGUGCCAUGGAAAGCGGAGCACGUCAGUAUGCUGAAACGACUUAUGCCUGAGCCACCAGAUGAUGAGUUUGCUGAUGUUUAUGCAACGGAACAGUAUGAAAACGACAUUGAUGAAAAGGCUGAAGAAAACCUUCGACACCUAGAUGAUCUGCCAGAACCGCUGCGGUCGCAGGCUUUACACGCGCUGGAACAGCUGCAUUACCGACGUGCUUGCAUGCAGACAUCUGUCAUCGAAAAUGUAGAGCGAAGACUUUUUAAAAACAUCUACGGACCAGCAGUGAAGGCUAGGCAGAUACGAAUCGAAGUUGGCGAUGUGUAUAUUUGGCGUCCGCAUCAAAAAAAGACGGAAAUUAUCCGGUCGUGUAAAGGUGAAGAUUGUGCGAAUUAUGGAACAAGAGAAAACGCUCUCCUCAAGAUACCAGGUGGAAUAUUUCAAGAACGGUGACCGGGAACCUCCCAUAAAGACCAAAGAAAAUUCUUCGUUUUUCACAGUGCUUUUGGUUAACACAAACGAAUUAUCAAUUUAUCGGCGCCGUAUUGCUACCCAAAAUGGAGUCCAUGAAGAGCGCAUGCGAGAAGAAAGCACUAUUGGCUGUUUAUCAGAAAUUCACAAGGACGCAAAUGCGGUGGGAAGAGGCGUUCACGAAUUUGCUGACACAAUGCGUGCUUAUUUGAAAGAAACGAGUUGUUUGGCAAAACG